ACGGCUGGAAAGUGUUCUGUGAAAAAAUCGAAGGAAAAUUUUGGUUGGUUGAGAUUUUGCCAAGUCAUGGAGCUGCCUUCUAUGGUGGAGCGUUCGGGUGAUCGCCUGGUGGUGCGCAGCUUGGUUAGUGGUGCCCCACUUUAUCAGUCAUCUAUUGAGGGCGGACCAGGUGAUGCGCUUCCUGUGUCCCAAAGCAUGCAGCCGCCGAUAGGUCAGGACUUUCUGGAGCAACAACUGGAGCAGUAUAAGACGAACAACUUCAUGUUUCCACUAUCGAUGGCCGGGUUUGUUUCCGCAAACACUGCACCACCAGCGGGGGACUUGGCCAAGGAGAAUAUGGAGAACUCACUGCCGGAGGCUAAUCCGUGCAACAACAACAACGACGAGGAGCUGCCGCAGUGCAAGAUACGGCGUAACUACAGCUGCAACCAGUGCGCAUUCUUCACCCAAAAUCCGCGCAGUCAUCUCUCGCAUCUACGCGACGUCCAUGGCGAGCGGAUUGUGAUCAACGAGUGCAAGUUGUGCCUCUAUGCCUCACGCCACUUCCAGAAGCUGGUGCGGCACAUGAAAAUGGUGCACGGCUGUUCCGAUGAUGGCGGCGCAGUGCAGGGAGCAGGUGCUCAGCCGCGUGGUAAGCGAAAUCUCUCCAGGGAGGUGCGCAAGCGUCGUCUGGAGGAGAGCAUUGAAGGCCAGGGUGCGACUGGGCAAUCGCUGGACGUCAGCGUGCUGCGCAUGAUCCAAAAUGGACCGCCACUGGAGCAGCUGAAAGUAGAACUGCAGCAGCAAGAGAAGCAGCUACUGGCCAGUGUCCAGGCGUACAAUCGACAGCAGGAGAUGCUGCAGCUCCAGCAGAUCGUCGAGAGCCACGACAACAUAUUCUCCAUGGCCUACGAGUUCCAGACCAAGCUGAUGCCGCCUAAGCAAGAAGAGUCCCUGAAAUUGGAACAGCAGAACAGCAGCUCCGAUUCCGAGGAGCCUGCGAAGAGUCCGUCGCCGGAUGCCAGUGAACUGGUGUCGGGUAAGGAGCAUUUCCAAUGCAAGAAGUGUUCAUAUAGCACCCCCAUUCGAGCCAGAUUCAAGAAGCAUGUGAAGUACCAUUCCAUGCCGCUGAUCAAGUGCAGCUCAUGUGAUUUUCACACACCCUACAAGUGGAAUCUAGACCGGCACACCAAGAACCAUGGUGCCAAUGGCCAUUUCAAAUGCUCGGGCUGUGACUUUAGCACGGAUAUCAAGCAAUCGCUGACCAUACACGAAUCAAACCAUCAUGCGCCCAUACCAGUUCACCAAAUGGGCAACCGAAGCCGAGAUGAGGCAGAGGAUCAGGUGGAUCAACAGUCAAGUGGUUCCAGGAAGCAAGAAACGUUUAAAAAUGCUGCUACCGUUGCAGCGACGGAACCUCUGCUUCCCCGGACUUCGGGGAUCGUUUGUUCACACUGCCAGAAGCGGGUGGCCAAUGCCAUGCAGUUGAUCAACCAUCUACAAGUGUGCACUUUGGCAUUGCACAACACCACCCAACUGCAGGCUUCUAUCAACGCGGAGGUGGAUCUUCACGAUGAGGACUUCCCCAAUCCUCCCACUGAUCUUAGCUAUUGCGGCGUAGAAACAGCUCCUGGCUAUGGGGAGGUCACAGAAAUUUUGCCAGAGGAACCCGAAGAUAUGGCGCCUUUGAAGAAGGUUUUCAAGUGUCCUCAUUGCAGUUUUUGGGCAGCCACUGCAUCUCGCUUCCACGUCCACAUCGUUGGUCAUCUGAAUAGGAAGCCCUUUGAAUGCUCUCUGUGCGCCUAUCGCUCCAACUGGCGCUGGGACAUCACCAAGCACAUCCGUUUGAAGGCUCUCCGUGAUAGAUCCCAUAACCAGGCCGAGGUGCUGAUGAACGAUGAGACCGGGAGGCGCAACUACGCCAAGUACAAUCAGUAUCUGACUAUGAUGAAGGUAAGCGCCGAACAGAUGGCCGAUUCCAAGGGAAUGCGCACGGGUGAAAUGAUUGUGAUGCCGCCGGAGAAGCUAGACGACCAUCAUCCCAUGGAAACGGAGGAGAUCAUCGAGAUGGUGGACAGCGCUCCUUCGACCUCGGCACUGGAUUUACGAAAGCCCAGGGAUCACACGGAGCACUUAGCAGGCAACAGCGAUGAGCCGCCCCAAGAGGGAGCCAAGGAGCCAAAUUUAGAAUUGAAUUCAUCACCAGUCAUGCCAAAGCCCAAAGAGUCGCCUAUGAAUUUAACCAAGUCGGAUGGUGGUCCAUCAGAAGAAACGACAUCCACUGAUGACUAUGAAAGCGAUUAGAACGGAUCUUUGAAUCCUCAAUUCUCU
Molecule: messenger RNA, 2310 nt
Organism: Drosophila mauritiana
Lineage: Eukaryota; Metazoa; Arthropoda; Insecta; Diptera; Drosophilidae
Product: RE1-silencing transcription factor
Exons: 2
Coding region: 67-2283 (738 amino acids)
Biological process (GO): regulation of transcription by RNA polymerase II
Cellular component (GO): nucleus
Molecular function (GO): DNA-binding transcription factor activity, RNA polymerase II-specific; RNA polymerase II transcription regulatory region sequence-specific DNA binding
Source: RefSeq, a predicted model, not a curated record